CGAUUCCUCACAUUCAUCUUGACAGCGCGUGAAGAUCUGAUUUCUUUAUUUUUUUCCUUCCUUCUUUCCUUCUUCUCCGCAUUCCCUUCUUCCUACUCUAAUAAAUACCAUGAACACACUUGCCUUCAGGGCUGCCCUCAGGUCAACUGCCCGCGUCACACGCUCUGCAAAUACUGUUAUUACCCCUGUUACCCGGGCCUUGCCUUCGCUCCGUCAGACUGCACGCACUUAUGCCUCUGCUCCUGCACAUCACCCCGUUGCUCAACACGCAUCUGAUGCUCCUUGGGUGAUCGGAUCCUUGUUGGUCUUUGGACCUUUGCUCUACAAAUUGACUGCCCCACCUCCAAGAAAAAAGACUGGUGAAGUCGAUCAUCAUUCUCAUGUCUCCUUUUCCACGCAUAAGGCCGCUAAGCAAGAGCCUGAGUCUGAUGAAUCAGAAUCCACUGAGACUGAUGCAGCUGCCUCUACCUCUUCACCCAAAUAUGAAAAGGAUUUUUAUCCUUAUAUCUUGAUUGGCGCUGGUACAGCCUCAUUUGCUGCCAUGGAGGCAAUUCGCGAGAAGGAUCCAAAUGCAGCUAUUUUGAUCAUUGGUAACGAGGAUAUUGGACCCUACAUGCGUCCACCACUCUCCAAAGAGAUGUGGUUCAACAAAUCUGAGGAAACGACUGAAAACCUCUCGUUCAAGGAUUGGCAGGGCAAGGAGCGCAACAUCGUUCUUCAGGGCAAGGAAACCAUUGAAACUUUGGACCAGGAAGCUCUUGAAAAUAUUGAGUCUGCACAGAGUGGUGUCAAGCUUCUUACCGGUAUUACUGUCUCAGACCUCAACGUUGCAGAGCAGACCAUUACGUUGGAUAGUGGCAAGACUCUCAAAUAUGGCAAGGUUCUGCUCGCGACUGGAGGUGUUCCCAAGACUCUGCCUGUGCUCCAAGGUGCUGGAAAGGACAAAGUUACUACGUACCGUUCAGUUGAGGACUUUAAAAAGCUGUAUGCUCUCUUAAAGUCAACAAACAAAAAGAUUGUCAUUGUUGGCGGUGGCUUUUUAGGAAGCGAGUUGGCUGUGGCGAUUUCAAACUAUGGCAGGGAUAAGGAAGUGAAGGUCAUCCAGAUCUUCCCCGAAGAUGGCAACAUGGGAUUGGUCUUCCCUCGAUACCUCUCCAAAUGGACUACAUCCCAAGUAGAACAGGAAGGUGUGGUCGUUAAGACCAACUCUCGUGUAGCUUCAGCCAAGACUGUGGACGACCAGGUCGAAUUGACGCUCGAGUCUGGCGAAAAGAUCUUGGCCGAUCAUGUCGUAGUUGCUGUGGGCAUUGACGCCAAUGUAGAGCUUGCCAAGAAGGCUGGAUUGGAGCUGGAUGAGAUUCGUGGAGGAGUUGUCGUCAAUGCAGAGCUUCAAGCCCGCCGCAACGUCUAUUGUGCAGGUGACAUGACCUCUUUCCACGACGUGACAUUGGGUCGCCGCCGUGUAGAACAUUAUGAUAACGCCAUCCUCGGUGGCCGCGUUGCAGGCCAGAACAUGGCUUCAGAUAACUUGCAUAAGACAUACAAACAUCAAUCCAUGUUCUGGUCAGACCUUGGACCUCACAUUGGUUAUGAGGCUGUUGGUAUCCUUGAUUCGAAGCUAUCAACUGUUUCGAUCUGGACCAAGAAGCCCACUGUUUCAGAUUCAGCAGCUGUGAAAGAGGAAUCUGGAGAAACAAAGGAAUCAAAGACUGAAACUACUACUGCUGCGUCUGAAAAGGAGGGUAAGCGUGAGAGAGCGACUGCUACCCCAUUGCCAGCAGAGGCUGUUAAGGUAGAAGACAAGGAGAAGUACAACAAGGGUCUUGUUUUGUAUUUGAAAGAUAAGAAGAUUGUUGGACUCUUGAUGUGGAACAACUUUGGAAAGGUGGAUGAUGCUCGCAAGAUUUUAGGACAGGUUUAUGACACUGAGAAGGUCGAGGCUCUGGUGAAACCCUUUGGGAUUCAUGAGGAUUAGAUUAUAAUGAAGCUUGUUGGAAUAAAGAG
Molecule: messenger RNA, 2004 nt
Organism: Lobosporangium transversale
Lineage: Eukaryota; Fungi; Mortierellomycota; Mortierellomycetes; Mortierellales; Mortierellaceae
Product: apoptosis-inducing factor, mitochondrion-associated, C-term-domain-containing protein
Exons: 6
Coding region: 110-1975 (621 amino acids)
Biological process (GO): apoptotic process; mitochondrial respiratory chain complex assembly
Cellular component (GO): cytoplasm; mitochondrion
Molecular function (GO): protein dimerization activity; FAD binding; NAD(P)H oxidase H2O2-forming activity
Source: RefSeq, a predicted model, not a curated record